This is a messenger RNA of Thamnophis sirtalis, 1910 nucleotides long. It is a transcript of the gene ARL10, whose product is annotated as ARF like GTPase 10. Gene Ontology annotation, molecular function: GTP binding; GTPase activity. The record is from RefSeq and is a predicted model, not a curated record. NCBI's taxonomy places the organism in Eukaryota, Metazoa, Chordata, Lepidosauria, Squamata, Natricidae.
AUUGAGCGGGAGGCGGUCGGUCACCUGGAUCUCCUGUAGGAGGCGAGCCGCUUGAGCUCAGAGGAGGACGCGUGGCCAAAUAAAGGAGAGGACCGGCUAAACCGAGCAGUAAGGCGGAGGAGCUUCUAGCCGAGCGGAGGUCUCUGGAGGCCGGUUGCCUGGCCCGCCCAUGGCUGCUGCCGUUGCCGCUUUCCGGCACCUGAGCUUGGCGCUAAGCGCAGCGGUAGCAGCCCUCGGUUCGCUCCUUUUCAUUGCAUGGAAAGUCUACUUCCGAGACGCCGAUGACAGCUGCGUCGGCUGGAGAAGUCGCUGGGAGCGGCAGCUGGAAGCGGAGCUCCGAGCUUGCAACGUGCGAAAGGAAGCGGAGCAGCCACAUUACUGUGAAUACCAAGUUUUGAUGCUCGGUUUGGACGGGGCUGGAAAAAGCACCAUUCUUCACUAUGUAUGUAGUCCCGAAGCCAAGAAGCACAUAGCACCUACUCAAGGCUUCAACUCAGUGCAGCUGCACGCCAGUGGGCUCCAGAUGGACCUUCUAGAAGUUGGUGGGAGCCAGAAUCUACGCUUCUAUUGGAACCAGUAUCUGAGCAAAGCCCACAUUUUGGUGUUUGUUGUAGACUCUGCAGAUGGCCCACGCCUUCAUAUUGCUCGGCAGGAGCUUCACUGCUUGCUGGCUGAGGACCCUCAGCUCCCUUUGAUAGUCUUAGCGAACAAACAGGACAAGAAUGGUGCCCUGAGCGUGGCAGAAUUGCAAGAGGAGUUGGCCUUGCACAACCUGGAUAGUCAGAGGAAAUUCUUUCUCUUGCCCACAAGUGCAACUUAUGCUGGUUUGGCCACUGCAAACAGUGUUCUUCAGUUGAAGCACCUGCUGGUCAAAAUCCUUGGACGUUCAAGCAAGAUGGAUUCCCUGUGAUUGUGCCUCUCAGCAAUAACCUUUUCCACAUGGUCAGGAAAGUCUUAAAAGUCCACCUCAGCAGUCACCAAAUGCUUUUGGAGAAGGAAUACUACUUGCCUUGAAGAUAACUACUGUUCUGGGAUAUGAAAGAAGGCAGAAAAAGGCGAAGUACAUUGCUUGAGGCAGGAAUCGAUCAAUCUUGGACUAGCUAUUGAAAGCAGAUGCUGCUCUUUUCAAAAAUCUAAAGAACUGUAAUACCUGUAUUUGCACUAAGACUUUGCAUUCUUCUUUAUUAGAUGUACUAGAGUUGACUUUGCAAUAAGCAGGAAGAGGUAAUGCAAUGACUUUAUAUAGUGGAAACUAAGAAAGUCAUUUCAUAGGCAAAGAGCCUAUGAAAUGACUAUUUCAAAAGCUGGGGGAAAGUCUUGGCCCAUAAAGGGCUACAUCAUCCUGAUUCCAGUUAACGAAAUGUGGGAUGUACUGAAACUGAUGGCUCAUCUAGAUUUGAGGAAUCCUUAAUGGAAUAUCUUUUAUUUCUGGCUACAAACAUUGGAACAGUUGUGCCUUGAACUGAUGCCAAAACUACUUCAGUCACUAAGACUCUGCUAUCUUCCUAUUUAUUACUUGAUUCUUCUGAAGUAACCUCUACGAAGUCUAGAUAUUUGAUAUUGGUCAAGAGAAUUGGAAAGUCUGGGUUAGACCACAAAGAAAUGCACGAAACUGACAUUCUUCAAACUAGGUGAGCUCAAGUGUCGAAUUCCCGGGUUGCCUGGGAAGUUUGAGACGCAGGCCAACACUUGCAGGUGUCCCUGAUAUGGCAGUUCUUCAGCAUGUACUUGAAUAUUCCUAUUUGAUCCCAGCCCAUCAGAAGUUCUUAAAAGUUAUUAUUUCUGCUCCAUUAUAGAAACAAAAUGUUAUCUAUGCAAAAACUAUUGUGAGCUAGUAAUGGCUGUUAUAACAUACAGGUAAGCCACAUCAUAGGAGCUACCAAUACCAAUUCUCCUAAAUUUCUAAGGAA